AUGCUUGCCGCUCUCAAAUCUACGUUGACUGACAUUCUCCCGGCUGCUGCGACAAUAGAGAACGGAAACCCAGAAAUGAGUGUUGUCGAGUCCCCCUCGUCUCCUCCCCCUCCGGUGCCGCUCGUCGCGUCAACGAACCCCAAGGCCGCCGCCCAGGCUGCCGCCGCCGCUGCCGCAGAUGCGAAGAACAUCGUUAGGCGAAAGCUCACUGGCUACGUCGGUUUCGCCAACCUGCCGAACCAGUGGCACCGGAAGUCUGUACGAAAAGGGUUCAACUUCAACGUGAUGGUUGUCGGUGAAUCUGGUCUUGGAAAGUCGACCCUAGUCAACACUCUGUUCAACACUUCCCUAUACCCCCCGAAGGAGCAGAAGGGCCCGUCCGCCGACAUCAUCCCCAAGACUGUGGCCAUCCAGUCGAUCUCUACCGAGCUCGAGGAGAACGGUGUCCGUCUGCGUCUCACCGUGGUCGACACCCCUGGAUUCGGAGACUUCGUGAACAACGACGAGUCGUGGCGUCCGAUCGUCGACAACAUCGAGCAGCGCUUUGACGCCUACCUCGAGGCCGAGAACAAGGUCAAUCGUAUGAACAUCAUCGACAACCGCAUCCAUGCGUGCGUCUACUUCAUCCAGCCUACUGGUCACUCGCUCAAGCCCCUGGACAUCGAGGUGAUGAGGAGGCUUCAUACCAAGGUCAACUUGAUCCCCGUCAUCGCCAAGGCGGAUACUUUGACCGACGAGGAGAUUUCUGCGUUCAAGCUCAGGAUUCUCGCCGACAUUAAUCACCACAAGAUCCACAUCUUCGAGGGACCCAGCUACGAUCUUGACGACGACGAGACCAUCGCCGAGAACAACGAGAUCAUGUCGAAGGUUCCCUUCGCCGUUGUCGGAGCCAACAACGAGGUCCAGUCCGCCGACGGACGCAAGAUCCGCGGUCGUCGCUACCCCUGGGGUGUGAUUGAGGUCGACAACGAGGAGCACUGUGACUUCGUCAAGCUGCGCCAGAUGCUGAUCCGCACCCACAUGGAGGAGCUCAAGGAGCAUACUAGUAACAUGCUGUACGAGAACUACCGCUCCGAGAAGCUUGCCGCCAUGGGUGUGGAGCAGGACCCGUCGGUGUUCAAGGAGGUCAACCCCGCCGUCAAGCAGGAGGAGGAGCGCACGCUGCACGAGCAGAAGCUCGCCAAGAUGGAGGCCGAGAUGAAGAUGGUUUUCCAGCAGAAGGUGGCCGAGAAGGAGAGCAAGCUCAAGAUGAGCGAGCAGGAGCUAUACGAUCGUCAUCGCGAGAUGAAGGAGCAGCUCGAGAGGCAGAGACUCGAGCUCGAGGAGAAGAAGCAGCGGAUCGAGAGCGGCCGACCCCUGGAAGAGAAGAAGGGCCGGAAGGGGUUCUCGUUGCGUUAA
Messenger RNA from Tricharina praecox, 1398 nucleotides. Its product is annotated as septin AspB. Gene Ontology annotation, cellular component: septin ring; microtubule cytoskeleton; septin complex. The transcript has 3 exons. The record is from RefSeq and is a predicted model, not a curated record. Gene Ontology annotation, molecular function: GTPase activity; GTP binding; molecular adaptor activity. Gene Ontology annotation, biological process: cytoskeleton-dependent cytokinesis. Lineage: Eukaryota; Fungi; Ascomycota; Pezizomycetes; Pezizales; Pyronemataceae. The coding region runs from base 1 to 1398 and encodes 465 amino acids.